This is a messenger RNA of Cuscuta campestris, 2443 nucleotides long. NCBI's taxonomy places the organism in Eukaryota, Viridiplantae, Streptophyta, Magnoliopsida, Solanales, Convolvulaceae. The record is from the annotation of a GenBank genome assembly.
CUAACCAUAUUUUUGUACGUCCAUCCUAAGUCAAUAAAGUCAAACUUAACAUAAAAAAAACAAAGUGAAACCUGUGCCAAAAAUUAUAGACAGUGAAGAAGAACUUAUGUGGCGGUGCUGCAGAGUCAAUGCCGCGGCAGAAUAAAGAGGCGGGGAAGGAAUGAAGGAAAUGAGUCAGAGAGGGGCCAAAAUAAUGUUCUUCAACACGACAAUGUUAUUCUUUAUCCUGUGGGCGUUUUCAUCGCUGUUUACAUUUUCAGAAUCGUCUUCACACGACGACCAGCAACUCUACGUGGUUCACAUGGACCCGCUGCCGCCCGCCGCCGCCGAGAUGGCGGCAUCGUUCUCGUCGAAUUCUCCCCGCACUUCCUGGAGACGGUACGAGGAUGUUCUCGACUCCGUCCACCACUCUUCCUUCGCUGCUGCUGCUGCCAAGACGGCUUCCCCGUCCCCUCCUCCGCCGCCGCCGCCUCAGCUGCUCUAUGUUUACGACACCGCUCUUUCCGGUUUCGCCGCAAAACUCUCCGGACCCCAACUGGAGUCGCUCAAACAGCACGGCGGCUUCAUAUCCGCCGUGCCGGACGAGAUCCUCACCCUCCACACCACCCGCUCCCCCCAGUUCCUCGGCCUGAGAACCGGGAGAGGGCUCUGGAGAGCCAGAACCCUCGCAUCCGACGUGAUAGUGGGCAUCAUCGACACUGGGAUAUGGCCCGAACACCCCAGCUUCCGCGACAAUGCCCCAGGAGGAGGGAGGAGGACCGCAGUCCCCACUCGCUGGAAAGGCGAGUGCGAGCAGGGCCCGCGUUUCUCCCCUUCGAACUGCAACAACAAGCUGGUCGGAGCGAGGAUCUUUUACAAAGGGUACGAGUCCAUCGUGGGAAGAAUCGACGAGAAUGCCACGGAGUACAGGUCUCCCCGAGACUCGCAAGAUAACAUAGCCAUUGCUGCGUUUGGGGCAAUCCAAAAGGGAGUCUUUGUGUGCACAUCCGCUGGAAAUUCAGGACCGUUGGAAUCAAGUGUUGGUAAUACAGCACCAUGGAUGAUGACAGUUGCAGCUAGCUCCAUCGGCCGAAGCUUCCCCUCCAUUGUUGAGCUUGGCAAUGGAAACAUUCUCCGCGGGGAAUCCUUGUACUCCGGCAAGCCCACAAAAAGACUCCCACUUGUAUAUGGCAAAGGCAAAAAAGGUGCUGAGUUUUGCACCAAUGGAACACUAUAUUCGGGUUUGGUUAAGGGAAAGAUUGUGGUUUGUGAGAGGGGAAUCAAUGGCAGAGCCGAGAAAGGAGAGGUGGUGAAGAGAGCCGACGGCGCCGGUAUGAUUCUUAUUAACCGAGUAACAGACGGGGAACAAGUCUACGCCGAUCCCCACUUGUUGCCGGCCGCCGGCUUGGGAGCUUCCGCCGGAAUUGCCUUAAAACAUUACGUUACUAGUAAUUCCACUCAAACCCCGACCGCUUCCAUCAAGUUCUCCGGCACGGUUUACGGGGAGCGGGCCCCAGUGAUGGCCUCCUUCUCAUCCAGAGGGCCCAGCGCGGUGUCGCCGGAGAUCAUCAAGCCGGACGUGACCUCUCCGGUGGUCAACAUAUUAGCCGCGUGGCCGCCGAACGGCUUCACCCUUCAAUAUAUGCAAGUGAUACUUAUCUUUAUUUUCCGACGUGGGAACUCCAACAAGAGAAGCGUGGAAUUCAACGUCCUCUCCGGGACUUCUAUGUCUUGUCCUCACGUCGCCGGCUUAGCCGCCCUUUUGAAGUCGGCUCACGGCGACUGGUCGCCGGCGGCAAUAAAAUCGGCGUUGAUGACCACCGCUUAUACCCGCGACCGUGAAGGAGCUCCGAUAGCGGAUUCCGUCGCCGAGAACUCCACCUCCGCCACCCCUUUCGUCUUCGGGUUGGGCCACGUGGACCCGGAAAAAGCGGCGGAUCCGGGCUUAAUUUACGACAUUUCCGCCCGAGAUUAUCUCAACCACCUGUGCGGCCUGAACUAUUCUUCCGCCCAAAUUGCCCUCGUCUCGCGGGAAAAAUUCACCUGGCCGGGAAAGGGUAGUAUGGUAAAUGACCUUCAGCCCGGCGAUCUAAACUACCCUUCUUUUGCGGUGAUAUUUAACGGCAGCGUUAAAUCCAACCGCACUCUCAAGCGGACGGUGACGAACGUUGGGAUAUCUAGAAGCAUUUACACUGUUCAUGUGACGGGACCGGAGGGGGUGUCGGUGAUUGUGGAGCCCAAAGUGUUGAAAUUCAAGAAGCUGUGAGAGAAAUUGAGGUACAACGUUAGGUUUGUGUGUCGGAGGAUUGGGAGUGGCCAUUUAUUUGGAUCGCUGGUUUGGAAAUCAACAAAAUAUGGUGUCAGAAGUCCGAUUGCAGUUACGUGGGUGAGUGAACAUGGCAAGUUGAACUGGAUCCAUUCUUUAGAAUGACUUUGGAGAGGGCAGUAAACGGAUAGUCUAAAA